AUGGAUACAAAUAAUGAAUCAACAUCAACUCCUCAAUAUGAGACAACAAUAUUCACUUUAAAACCAGACAACCUCGCUGUUCUUUAUUUGCACGGUUACAAUGAUUAUUUUUUUCAUGAUCAUGUAUGUGCUCAAUUUUUGGAUUUUGGUUAUGAUUUUUUUGCAGUUGACAUGCGUAAAUGUGGUCGAUCAAUAAUUUCACCUGAACAAGAUCAAUAUAGACAUUAUUGUGCGGAUAUGCAUGAGUACGAUGAAGAAAUUUCACUUGCCAUUGAACAUAUGAACAAGCAAGCAGAAAAAUAUACUAACAAAAAAUUUGCACUUCUUGGACAUUCUACGGGUGGACUAACCGCUUGUUUAUAUGCAAUAUCUGGUCCUAAACGUAAUGACAUUGAUGCUCUCAUACUUAAUAGCCCAAAUCUGGUUGAACUUGACAUGUCAAUAAUUCAAUCCACUUUAGUGAAUGUUCUUAUAGCGAUGAAUGGCUCCAGAGACAUCAUAGCUGGAUGGAACGGUCGAUCGUUGCAUGUAUCACAUAAAGGCGAAUGGAAUUUUGAUACGACCAAAAAGCCUAUUAGCAUCGUACGUAUUCAUGGUGCAUUUUUUGCUGCUUGUCGUCGUGCCCAACUUGAAGUUACACAGAAUGGUACUUCAAUUAAAUGUCCUAUAUUAUUCAUGAGUUCAAAUCGAUCGAUGAAGUCUGAGAAGAUUUGGCAUGACGAGUACGCUGAAGUUGAUCUCGUACUCAAUGUUGAGAGCAUUCGACGAGCAGCUGCUAUGCUUGGUCAACACGUGACAAUCUGCCCAAUAGAAAAAGCAAAUCAUGAUGUAUUUCUAUCGAAAAAACCUGUCCGUGAAAAAGCAUUCAAUUGUAUGUUUCAAUGGCUCGAAAAUCUUGAACGUCAAUGGAUUAAAAAUAUUUGA
Rotaria sordida is the source of this 924-nucleotide messenger RNA. NCBI's taxonomy places the organism in Eukaryota, Metazoa, Rotifera, Eurotatoria, Philodinida, Philodinidae. The record is from the annotation of a GenBank genome assembly.